AUGCCUGAGUGUGUCAUUCUCCCCGAACCCGACCGACUGUGGGAGUUCUGCCCGAGCUACGCAGCAGCAAUCACAUUUCUAUUUCUAUACUCCUCCACAACACUAGUCCACACAGUGCAAGCAAUAUGGUACCGGAAGCCCUUCGCCAUCGCCCUGAUCAUGGGAGGCAUCUGGGAACUAGUGGGAUUUACGCUCCGGGUGUGUUCGAUCCUGAAUCCAUCCAACGGAGGGUACUACAGCAAUAUGGGCAUUCUGAUCUUGCUGGCUCCCCUCUGGAUCAAUGCGUUCGUGUACAUGGCACUGGGAAGGCUGGUCCACUUCACGCUGGUGCACGACACAGUCCUCCGGCUUCGAGCACGACACCUGACCGUCAUGUUCGUGAUAUUCGACAUCACGGCAUUCUUCAUGCAAGCGGGAGGCGGCAUCGCGGCGGCGAAAAGCAGCAACCCAUCCACCAAGAGGACGUGCUAUAACAUCUACAGCGCCGGGGUGGGCGUCCAAAUGGGCUUCAUCCUCUGGUUCGUGGCGCUGGUAUUCCGCUUCCACUACAAGCUGCGCCAACCCAACAUCUACGAGCUCUUCGAUCAAAGGAGGGCCGCCCUCAAGUCCGUUCGGCACAUGAUCUACGCUCUGUAUGCCGCGCUGGUGCUCAUCCUAUACCGCAAUUCAUGGAGGCUGGCGGAAUACGCCACGGGCGUGGACUCGCCGCUCCGUCUGAAUGAGUGGUGGUUUUAUGUUUUCGAUGCUGUGCCCAUGGUGGCGGCAAUGUUCCUGCUCAAUUACUACAACCCUGGUAGGAUAUUAAAGGGCCCGAGGGCAGACUUCUCGGGAGAGAAGAAAGCCAGGAGGCGCGCGAAGAACGAAGGGGCCAGAAAGAGUAUCUGGCUGCAGAGUUACUCGGCUGAGAGGGACCCGGACUAUGAGGGCUUGCCGCUAAGUUCCCGCGGUCACUGA
Exophiala aquamarina CBS 119918 is the source of this 954-nucleotide messenger RNA. RefSeq lists its product as uncharacterized. Lineage: Eukaryota; Fungi; Ascomycota; Eurotiomycetes; Chaetothyriales; Herpotrichiellaceae. Bases 1 to 954 code for a protein of 317 amino acids. The transcript has a single exon. The record is from RefSeq and is a predicted model, not a curated record. Gene Ontology annotation, cellular component: membrane.